This is a messenger RNA of Python bivittatus (Burmese python), 1802 nucleotides long. Lineage: Eukaryota; Metazoa; Chordata; Lepidosauria; Squamata; Pythonidae. The record is from RefSeq and is a predicted model, not a curated record.
UGUCUACUGUGAACCCUUCAAUUGAAGUUUAUUUGAUAAAUCAUAGUUAAAACACGAUAUAAUAACACAUUGUGCGAACCAGUCUCUUUCAACCCAUUCACACAUGCAAGAUAUUGAGGACUUUUGCAGUACUGUAGUCUAAAAGUUCAGUGUUUGGUUGGGGAUGGAAACUGAGUUAAUCUAAUGCAUUUAUCGUGGGGUGUGUGCAUUCAAAUUCUACUUUUUACUCCCUACAGAUGACUCGAUGGAGAAAAACACAUGCCUGCAGUGUGGGAGAUGUUUUAUGGAGAUUUCAGAACUCCUUAACCAUCAGCGAUGCCACUCGGAAGGCAAGCCGUAUAAAUGUGUGGACUGUCGAAAAUAUUUUCCUGAGCUUUCUGAACUUCUGAGCCACCAAAGGGUCCACGCGGUCGAGAGGCCUCACAAAUGCUCCGAAUGUGGGAAAGGUUUUACUAAAAAGUCCUCCCUGGUGUGUCAUCGCAGAAUCCAUACGGGAGAAAAACCUUUUAAGUGUUUGGAAUGCGCAAACUGUUUUGCGCAAAGGUGGCUCCUUGUGGCCCAUCAGAGAAUCCACACGGGAGAGUUUCCUUAUCAGUGUUCAGUGUGUGGGAAACGCUUCCCUGACAAAACAACCCUGAUUGGUCAUCGAAGAAUUCACACAGGAGAGAAGCCUUUCAAAUGCUCCGAAUGUGGCAAAGCUUUUGCUUUAAAUUCGGUCCUUAUAACCCAUCUGCGGGUCCAUACUGGGGAGAAACCAUAUAAGUGUGCAGAGUGCGGGAAGUGUUUCACUCAGAAAGGAAACCUUGUUGGACACCAGAGAAUCCACACAGGAGUGAAGCCCCAUAAGUGUUUGGUCUGUGGGAUGUGCUACCCUCACAACUCCCAGCUUCUCCAACAUCAGCGGGUCCACACAGGAGAAGAACCUUUCAAGUGUAUGGAAUGCGGCAAAUGUUAUGCCCGGAAAGAAAGUCUCAUCAUCCACAAGAGACUCCACACAGGGGAGAAGCCGUAUCGGUGCCUGGAGUGCGGGAUGUGUUUUGCUGGCCGGGCGUCCUUUGUUUACCAUAAACGUGGCCACACGGGGGAGAAGCCUUUUAAAUGCUUGGAAUGUGGGAAAUGUUUUAUCGACAAAUCAUGCCUGGUUUACCAUCAGCGAGCUCACACUGGGGAGAAGCCCUACCAGUGCCAGGAAUGCAGGAAAAGUUUUGCGGCAAAAGCAUCUCUCGUUUGCCAUCAGAGGAUUCACACAGGAGAGAAACCGUACACGUGCGUGGAGUGUCGGAAAUCUUUUUCUCUCAGGUCAUCCCUGGUUUCUCAUCAGCGAAUCCACACAGGAGACAAACCUUACAAAUGCUCAGAGUGUGGGAAGUGUUAUGGGGACCGAUCCUCUUUCAUCUACCACCGGGGGACCCACAAGAGGGCAAAGCCUUAUAAAUGCCUGGAAUGUGGAGCAAGUUUUGUUCCUCAGCCAUUCUUUGGGAACAGUCAGAAAGUUCAUGCCGAACAGAAACUUAUCCAUCACGAAACGUGCUCUCUGUACAUUAAAUAGGGUUAGGUAUUCAACUAAUCAAAAACUUUGUGAUCAGUUUGGCCCAUCAGUAUCACAGGUUUAUUUUUUUAAAGGAUGAUUUUGUUAGAAUAGCUUGGACAAUCCUCUGAUCAUCAAGCGAACUGAGUCUUUGCUAAUUUAUUUUUGCAACUUGGAGUUGUCAGACUUUUAAAUAGCAACAAAAUGUCUGUGUGGCCCCUUAAAGACUAACAAAUGUAUAUUGUAUAAGCUUUCAGUGUCUUCUAUUAAAAAU